This is a messenger RNA of Pogona vitticeps (central bearded dragon), 3003 nucleotides long. The record is from RefSeq and is a predicted model, not a curated record. Lineage: Eukaryota; Metazoa; Chordata; Lepidosauria; Squamata; Agamidae.
CGAGAAGAGGAGGCCCUGGUAAAUAAGGUGGUAGAGACUGUGCCACCGAAAAAAUCAUAACGAAAAGGAUCUCAUUUUGGAAUUCAGCUCUCCUGAGUCGGAGAAAGGCUUAAUGCAAAUAGAACAUAUGCCAUAAUGCUUGGAGAAAAUAUUCACCCUUGUACGCUAGUUUGUGUACUUGCCCACAACUCUUUAAUCCUGACCAUGAGUAAACACCGGCUGGUAAAACACAGCAAGCUCAGAACACAACAGGAUACUCGGAGGCAACAGAAAUCACCAAAGAAUUUGGAAGAAAGUAUUGCACUUCUGAAAGAUGUGCCUAGUCAACAAUCUUUAUUCCAUACCUUCAGCAAUGAAACUGAAAUCAGAGCUUUCCGGAAAAGCCUGCUUACCUGGUAUAAUAAAUGCAAACGGGACCUUCCUUGGAGAAAAAUGGCUUCAGGUGAAACAGAUGCUGACAGACGAGCAUAUGCUGUGUGGGUAUCAGAGAUCAUGCUCCAACAGACCCAGGUGGCUUCAGUGAUCAGCUACUACAAUCAAUGGAUGCAGAAAUGGCCAACCUUGCAGGAACUUGCUAAAGCUUCACUAGAGGAGGUGAAUGAGCUCUGGUCAGGACUUGGCUACUAUUCCCGAGGAAAGCGGCUUCAGGAAGGUGCAUGUAAGGUGGUGUCCCAGAUGGCAGGUCAUUUGCCCAGGACAGCAGAGGAGCUGCAAAAAUUGUUGCCCGGAGUGGGGAAAUAUACGGCAGGAGCUAUUGCAUCCAUUGCAUUUGGCCAGGUGACAGGUGUGGUAGAUGGGAACGUCAUUCGAGUCUUAUGCCGUUCAAGAGCCAUUGGUGCUGAUCCCACCAGUUCAGCUGUUGCGGACAGACUAUGGGCUUUAGCGCACACUCUGGUGGAUCCGGCCCAUCCAGGUGACUUUAACCAAGCUAUGAUGGAAUUGGGGGCAACUGUAUGCACCCCUAAGGCCCCACUGUGCACGAAAUGUCCUGUACAGCGGCACUGCAGAGCUUACCACAUGGUGAAGAAGGAUCAGUUACUUUCUGCCAAGAAACUGUUGGGAAAAGCUGGCUCUAAGUCCUUUCAGCUCCUAGAUGUUGAAGAAUGUGCUGCCGUCACAGGGAGUUGCUCCCUCUGCCUGCCUCCCUCAGACCCAUGGGAUCCCAGUCUUGGUGUCGCAAAUUUCCCUAGGAAAGCCACGAAGAAGCAGCCCAGAAUAGAACACACAGCCAUAUGUCUGCUACAACGGAGAGGCGCUGACGAGAAACUAGAGUACCUUAUUGUGCAGAGACCCAGCUCAGGUCUGUUGGCAGGGCUGUGGGAAUUUCCCAGCCUCAUCCUUGAACCAGGGCAGGAGAAGCAGCAGAAAGUGGCACUGGCACAUCACCUCCAGGCCUGGGUUGGCAAUGUUGUGGCAGUGGGGUGCCUGCAGCAUGUCGGAGAGGUUCUCCAUAUCUUCUCCCACAUCCGCCAAACAUAUGUGAUCUAUUUCUUGAACCUGGAGAAGGGUGAGGGAAGCUGGAACAGAGAGAUGGAGCUGCCACCAUCCCGAUGGGUGACCAAAACAGAAUUCAUGAACUCAGCCAUUUCCACAGCCAUGAAGAAGGUCUUCAAAGCAUAUGAAGAAUGGAGCUCCAAAAUCAGUUCUGCCAAGGUUGUGAAGCGGAAACGGGACCUUCUUUGCACCAGCCAGUCAAAAUCUGAAGAAGAUGGCAGCUUUUCUAAGAAGCAGCUUUCUCUGGAUUCAUUUCUUGCAACAAAUCCUAAGAACUAACGUCUACCUUUCCUGACUUUACAUCUGGAAGGCUACAUGCAUAUCUACUCCCAGCAACUCUAUACUGUACUUAGAAACUCCACUGGUGCCUCCUCAAGAUGAUGAACAUCUGGGACCUGGGGAUUCCAUAUUUGAUCUGUCUGGCCAUGCCAUGAGGUGUGCUUGCCUGCUGGGGAAAGUGCUGAGCAGCAUGAUUUACCAGAAUUUACUGCUGUGCUGUCAGUUGCACUGUUUCCUCUGCAUUUCCUAGCCAUCUACAGGGUGCCUUCUCUGACAGCUUGACCGAUAAGGGACAAAUGGUUUUUCUACAGGUAUGGUGGGAAACCAUUUUGGCUGCUGCAAAUGCACCAUCUAAGACUGAACACCCAUGUGCACCAUGCAAGUAGAUGUGGCUGUGGCUGCUCCAGAAUACCGUUUGUUGCCUUCAGUCUGCUAAGCCGCAUGAAAGCACACUGAAAUGUGAAGUUAUAUGGAGUAGUCUGACAUGGAAGGGAGAAUAUAGCAACCUCUGAAUUCCAGUGGCUGAUAAAAGCAAAGGACCCCAUCCUUAAGAUUUUCUUAAACAAAGCUUUUUACAGCUGGUUUUAUCAAAAGCAAGUAACUUACACCAUUAUCACUGCAUGAAGGCUGGCAUGCUUGUGAAUCAAGCACCUAGUGCUGUCCUAAAGGCCAGCAUUUCUCUAGCUCAUGGGUGGGUUUAUUAGUUACAAUUACCCAUUUUUAUUCUAGUUUGGCUAAUAAAAUUUUAAAGGAAAUUCUACUAAGAUACUGUUAGUGAAAAGUAUUGAUUUAUACUUGCUUCUCCAAAAUUCAUUGCAGUAUCCUGCAAGUGUUGUAAAGUGAGUUUGUCUCUGGGAUGCUUAAAUAAAGACCUAAUAUAGUGAUGGUAACUAUACUGGCAAAUAACCAAAAGACCUUUCAAAACUAUGUGACCACAACCCUGUUAAAAACAGAUGCACUUCAUUAUUAUUCAUACAAAUGAGGACAUUUUUGUCUUCCUUGGUAAUACCACACCUGCCAAUAUGCAUCAUUUCAAAUAUGCAUAAAAGAUGUUUAUUCCUCUUUAAAGCAAAGUGUGCCACUUAUAUACCAUCUCAUACUGCUUAAAACACUCUCUGGGCAGUUUACAAUUUUAAUUAUGCAGGCUACACAUUGUUCUCCCAACAGCAAACUGCGUAUUUACUUUACUGACUUGGGAAGGAUGUGAGGCUAAGUCAACCUGGAGCUGGC